Molecule: messenger RNA, 456 nt
Organism: Aspergillus clavatus NRRL 1
Lineage: Eukaryota; Fungi; Ascomycota; Eurotiomycetes; Eurotiales; Aspergillaceae
Exons: 3
Coding region: 1-456 (151 amino acids)
Source: RefSeq, a predicted model, not a curated record
AUGCCGUCCACAAGCAACGACGAAACAGUCCAGUUCCUUAUAGCAUGUAUCAAGUUCUCCAACAGCGGCAAGGUCGAUUUCGCCGAAGUCGCCAAGGAAUGCAACAUUGUCACCAAAGCCGCGGCUGCAAAGCGUUACGAGCGCCUCAUGAAAGCACACAAUGCCUCGCCUAUUGCGAAGGGCAGCGCAUCCGACACUGGUACGGAUGCCAGUCCGAAAAAGACUAAAUCUAGUCCUGCGAAAAAGGGUAAAGCGGGUGGGGGCGCCGGACCGUCCAAGCGCAAGACUGCCACUGGUGAUGGCGAACCUCGUGCAAAGAGAGGACGGGUGUCUAAGGAUAGCGUUCUCGUGAGUGCGGAAAUGCUAGUUGAGCAGAGGCUGAGUCCGAUGAAGGAGGAUUCCGAAAGUGACGAGGAUGCUCUCAUGGUUCCCAAACUUGAGGAGAUGGAGGACUAG